Messenger RNA from Arctia plantaginis, 246 nucleotides. Lineage: Eukaryota; Metazoa; Arthropoda; Insecta; Lepidoptera; Erebidae. The record is from the annotation of a GenBank genome assembly.
AUGAAAACUGUUCUUAAAAAUUCUGUAAAGAGAAAACUCAGCAAGAAUGAAAGAGCAUCAACAAAACGUAGGAGAACACAAAAAGAUACACUUAAAAAUUCCAAUCAAACAAACCAAACCACCAACCAAGUUGAAAGCGUCAUGAUUGUUGCAGACGACGACGCUACAAAUGAAACAAAAAAUACCACUGAAGAUGAACGAGAGGAAAGAGAAGAAGACGAGGAGAAGGAAGAGUCCCUUUGUUAG